Molecule: messenger RNA, 1110 nt
Organism: Cryptomeria japonica (Japanese cedar)
Lineage: Eukaryota; Viridiplantae; Streptophyta; Pinopsida; Cupressales; Cupressaceae
Product: transcription factor bHLH25-like
Exons: 4
Coding region: 1-825 (274 amino acids)
Molecular function (GO): protein dimerization activity
Source: RefSeq, a predicted model, not a curated record
AUGGAGAAUUCAUGGCUAUCAGAGCUGGACAUUCAAGCAAAUGCUCUCAGUACUCCAACAGUCUCAUCACAAAUCGAAUCGCUGACAGCCAUUCUCUUAGAAGAUGGGUAUAAUUCAAAUGGAUUUUCUGGGCCACAAGUGCAGCAAUGGAGGGAAGAUCACGGACAUGGCAGCUUAACAACUACUCAACACCUUCAUCAGCGGGCAGAGAAUCAGAUUCGUGGUUUUGGAGGAGAAAAUAUCUCUGCUCAUAAUGAAUAUCCAUCGUUUCAAGCUUCAGAUGCAUUGUUACAAUGUUCAAAUGCAGCUAAUGAUGGUGAUAAUGUAGUUAAUGUGAAGAGGCACAAGAAAUACAUCAUGGCAGAACGCAAUCGACGUCAGAAACUCAACGAGAAAUUGAUUGCUUUGUCAUCUCUGGUUCCUGGCAUAAAGAAGUUAAACAAGGAGAGUGUGCUAAGUGAGACAAUAAAAUACGUGAAGCAUCUGCAAGAGAAAAUAAAUGCAUUUGAGCAGGGGCAGCCUGGUGUUCCUCUUCAACUUCAAACCAACUCCCAAGAAAGAGGAGAUCCAGAGAUCAAAGUACAACUUACCCAAAACAAAUUCUUGAUUGGCAUAGACUGCGCUGCGAGGAGAGGUUUGCUGGUAAAAUGUCUCACCCAGCUGGAAAAUCUUGAGCUUUCAGUUGAGAACGCCAGCAUAUUUUCCUUUGCAGAAGAAACACUUCAUCUCACUUUUACGGGACAGGUGGAAAUGAAGAGUGGGUGCAACCUAGCCAUUACUGACAUAGUAGAAACUUUACAAGAAGUUUUCAGAGAGCCACAUUGAAUAUGAAGAGCUUAAACUGUUUGUAUGUUGUGGUCAAUAUGUAAAUAUUUUGUAAUAAGGUUGGUGACUAUCAUAAAGUGUUAUAGGUAUCUUGUUGUCAAUGUGUCAAUACUUUACUUUAUAAUAAGGUUGGUCACUAUCAUUUAUACAUAUCAAUACUUUGUAAUGACGUUGGUAAUUAUCAUAAAGUGUGAGGUACAUUGUGGUUAACACGUCAAUGUUUUUUUUAUGAUGAGGCUGAUCUUUGUUGUAAAGUGCAGGAACGUUGACCACAACAUGUUCAUU